UUUAAAAAAAUGUCUUUUAUUUUUUUUAAGUGACAUGGAGUGUAGGAAUAAAUAUUCGCUACGAACACUUUAUUCUUAAUGGACUGAUCGGAUACAAACGGAAUAAAGCCUGUAAUUAUAUACAUAUGUAUAUGCAUAUGUAUCAUUACCCUGAGCUUGAUAGAGACACAGCCAGCUAGGUGGGUAGAGUUGAAGAGUGAACAAGAAGUGCAUGCAGAUUGCAGAAGAACACACACCAAGCAUGCAUGUAACAACUCAUGCUCAAAAUGCACUUUCAUCUUAUUUAAUCAAUCAUCUUCUUAACCCUAAAUUUCUCAUUUCCAAUAACCAACACAUUACACAUGCCAUGGCCUCUCUUCAUCCUCAAUUCCCCAUGGUCGUUACUUCCCUUGUUUUUCUUUUCCUUAUUUUCCUUCCAUCCAAAGCAGUCUCACAGUCAGAGGACAUCCCCAUCACCCCAGACCCAACAAUAGCUGAUUGCACCCCGCGGCUGCUGCCACUGACCCCAUGUGCUCCAUUCGUCCAAGGCGUAGCCCAAUCACCGCCACCAUCUUGCUGCGACAACCUCAGGCAACUCUACUUGCAGCAACCUGGCUGUCUUUGCAUCUUUCUCAAUGACACCAACUUGAGUUCUUUCCCAAUUAACAGUACUCUGGCCUUGCAGCUGCCUGCUCUUUGUCACAUUCAUGUAAAGAUCUCUGCUUGUUCAGGGAUUCCUGAAGUGCCUUCUAGUUCACCUGCUUUUCAAGUUCCCCUAGGGGCACAUAACAAUUCUGCUAAAGGGAAACACAUAAACUCUUCUGUUGCUGCUUCUCCAAUGGUUCAAGUGACACCAAGGCCUGUUAUCAUGGGAUUAGGGCUGGGCCGGAGUGCUGGUCGGAAGUUGAAGCCAGAAAGGUUAUUGGUGCUUCUGAUGACUCUGGCAGCUACUUUUCUUACAAAAGCAACACACUCUGUCUAGUUAUGAGCAAGUUGUAGUUUUUUAAGGUUGUUUAUCCUGUAUUGCUACUUACACAGUCUAGUAUUUAGCAUCAUUAUGAGUCAUUAUAACUGGUUUUGAUGUACCUUUACUGCACUUAUAUUCUACUGCUGCACAUUACCCGAAUAAUAUUUAACAGUUUCCUGCAGAUAAAAAUUUACCUAUAUCAAAAUCCUUAACCUUGUAAAAUUGCCAAAGAUACCUCUACUUGGGAACAUAUGUAUCAUGUAGGAAAGGAAUUAAAGAAAAGG
Messenger RNA from Manihot esculenta (cassava), 1230 nucleotides. Its product is annotated as non-specific lipid transfer protein GPI-anchored 10. The transcript is spliced from 3 exons. The coding region runs from base 212 to 961 and encodes 249 amino acids. NCBI's taxonomy places the organism in Eukaryota, Viridiplantae, Streptophyta, Magnoliopsida, Malpighiales, Euphorbiaceae. The record is from RefSeq and is a predicted model, not a curated record.